AUGAAUUUGAGGGAAGAAAAUGAAGAGGGAAGGGAUCUGAAGAAGCCAUUUCUUCACACAGGAAGUUGGUAUCGUAUGAGUGGGAGACAAUCCAGUGUGUUUGGUUCCACACAAGCCAUUCGUGAUUCCUCCAUCUCAGUCUUUGUUUGUGUUCUAAUCGUUGCUUUGGGUCCAAUUCAGUUUGGUUUCACUGCUGGCUACACCUCACCAACGCAAUCUGCUAUCAUCACUGAUCUCGGCCUCUCAGUCUCUGAGUUUUCUUUGUUUGGUUCUUUGUCCAAUGUUGGUGCUAUGGUUGGAGCAAUAGCUAGUGGUCAGAUUGCCGAGUAUAUAGGGCGUAAAGGGUCUUUGAUGAUUGCGUCCAUUCCGAAUAUUAUUGGUUGGCUGGCUAUCUCCUUUGCAAAAGAUUCUUCUUUUCUUUAUAUGGGAAGAUUGUUGGAAGGGUUUGGUGUAGGCAUAAUAUCUUACACGGUGCCGGUAUAUAUAGCUGAAAUUUCACCUCCAAACUUGAGGGGUGGUUUGGUUUCAGUUAACCAGCUCGCUGUCACCAUUGGAAUUAUGCUGGCGUAUCUGCUGGGCAUUUUUGUUGAAUGGAGAUUCCUCGCAAUUUUAGGAAUUUUACCAUGUACAAUAUUGAUACCUGGCCUUUUUUUCAUUCCCGAAUCUCCUAGAUGGCUGGCAAAAAUGGGAAUGACAGAAGAAUUUGAAACUUCCUUGCAAGUGCUCCGAGGCUUUGAUACUGAUAUUUCUACUGAAGUGAAUGAAAUUAAGAGGGCUGUUGCUUCGACCAACAGAAGAACUACAAUUCGAUUUGUAGAUCUCAAACAAAGAAGAUAUUGGCUUCCCUUAAUGAUUGGAAUUGGACUGCUUAUUUUGCAACAACUUUCUGGAAUUAAUGGUGUUCUUUUUUAUUCCAGUACCAUUUUUCAAAGUGCUGGAAUUAGUUCGAGUGAUGCAGCAACAUUUGGAGUUGGUGCUGUUCAGGUUCUUGCCACCAGUUUAACUUUGUGGUUGGCAGACAAAUCUGGUCGCCGGCUUCUCCUUAUUGUCUCUGCAACUGGAAUGACUUUUAGUCUCUUACUUGUUGCAAUCUCAUUCUAUGUAAAGGCUAGUAUAUCAGAAACUUCUUCCUUGUAUGGGAUAUUGAGCACCUUGUCGCUGGUUGGAGUUGUGGCCAUGGUUAUUGCAUUCUCUCUGGGAAUGGGAGCUAUGCCAUGGAUUAUAAUGUCUGAGAUUCUUCCAAUAAACAUUAAAGGCCUAGCGGGGAGUGUGGCAACACUUGCCAACUGGUUAUUUUCUUGGCUGGUUACACUGACAGCAAAUAUGCUCUUGGACUGGAGUUCUGGAGGAACCUUCACCAUAUAUGCAUUAGUAUGUGCCUUGACUGUAGGAUUUGUUACCAUUUGGGUCCCUGAGACAAAGGGAAAAACCAUUGAAGAAAUCCAAUGGUCAUUCAGAUGA
Messenger RNA from Sphenostylis stenocarpa, 1461 nucleotides. Lineage: Eukaryota; Viridiplantae; Streptophyta; Magnoliopsida; Fabales; Fabaceae. The record is from the annotation of a GenBank genome assembly.